GAUGUGAAGCCAUCUCUGUCUGCUGUUUGGAAUAUACAGCCUUCGUGGAGAAGGUGGAGGGGGUACCUAAUACCGACUCUAUAAUGCCCUUGGGGGACUUGCUAAUGUUGGGAUUGAAGGAGGUACUGAGUGUGAUUUGGAGAAGCAGACUCACAGAUCUGAGUUUGAGCAGUGAAAUAUUAUUAGACUUCUGGGCAAGCCAUGGAUUGUCAAUGACAAAAACUUUAAACACAAAGUUUCUAAAUGUGCUCGGUACCAGAGCACCUUGACCCAAACUUGACCCCCCACUAUUCAGGCACAUGAAGGGACCCACAUAUGCCUAAUGGUGGUGCAAUAUCACAAGGUUUUAUGGGUUUUUUGUCCAUAUGUCGUGAACCAAGAAGUCCUACAAAUAUUUUUUUCCCACUGAGUCGUUGGGUUCUCCCAAACAAUGAAAGCCUCAAGAACCAUUCUUUUCUCACCAUGCUAGCACGGAGCACAGAUUUCUAUUGGCCAAGUUUUCAAAAUAUCAUCGCUGCUUUCCAUGCAAUAGUCCAAAAACAACAGGUCACAAGGUUUUAUCAGCUAUAAAAGGCAAUAAUAAAUUAAACAGCAACUUAGUCAUAUAAAUAUACACAAUGCCCUCCACUAAUAUUGGCACCCUUGGUAAAUAUGACCAAAGAAGGCUGUGAACAAUUGCCUUUAUUGUUUAACCUUUUGAUCUUUUAAUACUCUGUAAUACUCUUAAUACAAAAAUACUUUUUGUAAACAUUUGCAAACACAACACAGGUUUAUAAAUAUAAAAUCUUUGUUAAAUAUAGGUGUGCAAGAAUUAUUGGCACCCUUUUAGUCAAUACUUUGUGCUUCCUCCCAAGAUAGAGUUUUCUCCUAUAACGCCUGAUGAGGUUGGAGAAUACAUGGCGAGGGAUCUGAGACCGUUCCUCCAUACAGAAUCUCUCCAGAUCCUUCACAUUUCAAGGUCCAUGCUGGUGGACUCUACUCUUCAGUUCACCCCAAAGGUUUUCUAUGGGUUUGGGGACUGGGACUGUAAACCUUUGCAGAUACACAUGCAUUUUGAUGUGAAUAAAAGUGUAACAGUGGAUCAAAACAAAUGCCUAUAUUUGUUUACUUUACCCCCCUCACACGGUGUGAUUUAGCCAUGAUUAAAAAGAGAAAUUGUUAGUCAUAACUCUGAAAACUGUGUCUAAUUUUUUUUUCAAAAACGGUAAACCCUCAGCCUCGGUUUGAGGACUAUAGUAACAGAUAUGCCCCAAAGUCCACCUCUUAAUUUUCUGCCCUUUUUUAAAUUUUAUUUAUUUUUUAAACAACAGACUGCUUUUAACCAUUUAGAAGAAAAAUAGACAACGUCUGUAUAAAAUAUAGAAGCGUUGUGGCCAUACAGUGAUCUUAGUAGGGCUACCAGAGCCUACAUCACCUUCAGUCUAGACAAGUCUCAUUUUAUCCAAGCUUCCUGGUAUCCUUUAGAAUUAUUAUUAAAAGUCAUCUUUCAAUAAAGUCUUUACAUUACUGGUUCUUUCCAUGAAGAGUUUCCAUGAUGCUUUUUACUGUGUUUUGUUGUCCAGAAUUCAUAUUCUGUGUUGCAUUCAAAGUUUAUGUUGGGAUGGUUUGUAAAAACAAAAAAAAACACCUGUUAAAAUGUGUUAUUUCUCUACGAGUUUCUAAUACUUUUCAUUUUUAUGCUCCAGAAAUGAAUGAUACCCUACUGCAAGUCUUCUCCUGCUCCUGUUGUCCACUUUCUUGCAAAACUCAAUCGUACCUUGACAAACACAUAAGGAGAAGCCACUAUAAGGAAUAUGCGAGCGAGUUAGUGUCAGGAGAUGUUAAAAACGAGAGUCUGACGCUCACAAAAAGCUCCGAUAGUCAGCAAUCAAGCCCUGGUACUCUCCACGCUCGCGGACAAAUGCGGAAAGAAAUCCAUCAUUGUGCAAACUGUGAGAAGAGUCUUACUCCCCUGAAUAAUCUCAAAACUCGUCUCCAUACAAGUGAUGAUCCGUAUCUCUGCUCACACUAUGGAAAACGUGUUAGUGAAAAGGAUGUUCUCCAGCAUCACCAGAACAUUCAUACAGAAGAGAAAGCCUAUCGUUGUUCACAGUGUGGGAAGAGCUUCAGAAGACAGAGUCAUCUUCGAACACACCAGCGCAUUCACACAGGAGAGAAGCCGUAUCACUGCUCGCAGUGUGCUAAGAGUUUUACUGACCAGAGCACACUCGCAACACACGCGCGUAUUCACACGGGAGAGAAGCCGUACCGUUGCUCCCAGUGCGGGAAGAGUUUUAAUAAAGGGAGCAAUUUCAAACAACACCAGCGUACUCACACAGGAGAGAAGCCAUAUCUCUGCUCGCAGUGUGGGACGAGUUUUACCUGCCAGAGACAUCUCAAAGACCAUGAGCGCAUUCACACGGAAGAGAAGCCUUUUCCCUGCUCACAGUGCAGACAGAUUUUCACGAAACGAAAUACUCUAAAAAGACACCUGUGCGUUCACACCGAAGCGAAGCCGUAUCGCUGCUCGCAGUGCGGGAAAACUUUCACACGGCCGAGUCACCUCGAAGACCAUAAGCGCGUCCACACAGGAGAGAAGCCGUUUCUCUGCUCGCACUGUGGAAAGAGUUUUAACAAAAGAAGUUCUCUGCAAAGACACCGGCUCGUUCACGUGGACGUGAAGCCGUAUCAGUGCACGCGGUGUCGGAAAACUUUUAAUCAACGGAGCGAUCUCCAAAGACACCAGCGCGUUCACACGGGAGAGAAACCGUAUCCCUGCUCACAGUGUGGGAAAAGGUUUACUCUUAGCGACACGCUCAGACGACACCAGCGCGUUCACACAGAAGAGAAGCCAUAUCAGUGUUCACGGUGAUGUACGAAAACAGAGAUUUGUUCAUCUAUGUAUAUUUAAGACACACGAUUGCUCCAACACAGUGCCAUCCUCUCAUGAGAAAUGUAUGUAAGAGAUGGAACAUCUCCAUUGCUGAUCAGUAGGAAGGAUCGAAGUUCUGUCAAGUUCUGCUCUACUGCAUUAUUUAAUAUCUUAUUAUAACACGGCUCUUGAGCCUUACUACUGGAACGUCUUGAUAAAUUGAUAAACUCUAAGUAUUUUGUGUUCUCUGAAUAAACUGGGCUCCCUGUAUUGCUUUACA
This is a messenger RNA of Ictalurus furcatus (blue catfish), 3131 nucleotides long. Its product is annotated as gastrula zinc finger protein XlCGF26.1-like. NCBI's taxonomy places the organism in Eukaryota, Metazoa, Chordata, Actinopteri, Siluriformes, Ictaluridae. The coding region runs from base 1532 to 2851 and encodes 439 amino acids. The transcript has a single exon. The record is from RefSeq and is a predicted model, not a curated record.